Molecule: messenger RNA, 1110 nt
Organism: Rhinocladiella mackenziei CBS 650.93
Lineage: Eukaryota; Fungi; Ascomycota; Eurotiomycetes; Chaetothyriales; Herpotrichiellaceae
Exons: 1
Coding region: 1-1110 (369 amino acids)
Source: RefSeq, a predicted model, not a curated record
AUGAAAAUCCUCGAACUCCCCAACGAAGUCCUCUCACGAAUAAUAUCUUUCCACGACACUGCGAGCCCUUUUGACGAAUCUCUCUUUCAAAAACCCAGACUGUCCGUCGACUCGGACUCUCUCGACACAUCCAUCCACUCAAUCCAGAGAAAAUCCCCAUUAAAACAACUCUCCUUAACAUCCCGCUUCCUCCACUCCCUUACUCUACCCCUCCUCUUCAAACACGCCGUCCUCUAUCCCUUACGCCUCAGCGACUUUCUGUCUUUUAUCAAAGAUCGCAACCUUCCCCCCCGAAUCUCCAGUAUUCUAGUCCACGUUCCAGGGCACUACAAUCACCUCCAUCCCGCAUGGUGGGCUCGCUUACUCAACGAAAUCCCCGCCACUCGCCUCACCAUCAUCGGCCCCCCCGAAGUCUUCGCCGAACUAGCCGGAAUCUGCUCCUGGAGCACUGACGCCUGGGCCUUUGACAUGGCGGUUCAGGUCCUCCGUUUCGAUCAACCCGUUGAAUCCACACGGUCGAAAAUCGAUUAUGACAACCUACCCAAUUUUCUCGUGGCGCGGCCUUGGACGAACAUGGUCGUCAACGAAGGGUCUAGUCUCAUGGCUUAUACCACUUAUGAAUUCUUCCUUCGGCGCACACCGUCACUUCUGACAGCGUUGCAUUUCAACAACUCAGCCGCCGGAGACGCCAUGUUCGCCAACCUGGUUAGUUUCGACUUUAUCGGCAUCUUCCCCUUUUACAAUCACGUGGAUGAGAUUUUGAAAUGCAUCCGCAAAAUGAAAAAGCUGCAAAAACUGCUGAUCAAACUUUGUCCCGAACCUGAUAGUACAGUUCUGCAUGAUGAAAUAGAAAGUGCCGGGGGACACUUGGAUGUCAACGAUCCAUGGAACGAAUGCGAGACCUCGUGGGUACUGAUCGCUGAUACCGUCGUAUUUUUGACCAUAGAAGGCGCACUUCGGGAGCUCCGAAUGGACGAUGUCAAAGUUGACGGAGUAAGACAGAUGUUGGAAAACAGGCUGAAUGAUAGGCUGCAAGAGUGGUGGGCGUAUGAAGCCCCAAGUUCCGGUCUGUGGCGGAGAAAAAGCCCACGCUUCAUUGGUUCAAAUUAA